CAUCUUCUUCUCCGGCGAAGGUAAUAGCGAGGACAGAGCAGAGUUGCUAGAACUUCAACUGCUGCUUCUCCGAGGGAUACUUGCCAUUGAAGGAACAAUGUCAUCAACUAGAGAAAACAUUGAGCUUCAAGAUGCAGCCACUAUUGCUGCAAAGUCAACUUCAAAUAGGCCUCCACAGCCUAGGCCAAAUGUUAAGUCCGAGAUGUGGCAACAUUUUGAGAACAUUGUUAGCAAGAGAACCAACAAGAUUGAGCGGAAAAGUGCGUGUAUUGUGAUAAGAUCUUGUUGUAUAAUGUGGCUAAUGGCACUUCUUCGACACACAAGCAUCUCACAAGUUGCAAGAAGUUUCCUUACAAUGUGGACAGUUUGCAGAUACUUCUCGUCUUUCAAGACCACACAAAAGGAUGGAGAGCAAAGAAGUGAGGUUAAUACUUGGAGAUUUAAUCAAGAGGAGUGUAGGCAGUUGCUUGCUGAAAUGUUAAUCACUAUAGAAGAUCCUUUCACAAAGGUUGAGUAUCUAUCGUUUAAAAAAUUUCUGGGUGCAAUACGUUAUGGAAGAAUGCUUCCCGUUUCACAAUGGCAAGGGAUUUUUCAAAGAUCUACAAUUGUGAGAAAGUUUCACUCAAGAACAAGUUGUGGUAUUUGAAGUCCAAAACUGCCUUGACAACUGUUGUAGAUAAUCAUGCAAAAUCUUACAGAUAUUGCAUGAUUAAGUAAAUAAAUUUAUAAUAGGAUAUUAGGAUUGUAAUCAAUACAUAAUA
This is a messenger RNA of Pistacia vera, 761 nucleotides long. RefSeq lists its product as uncharacterized. The record is from RefSeq and is a predicted model, not a curated record. Bases 98 to 646 code for a protein of 182 amino acids. The transcript has 2 exons. NCBI's taxonomy places the organism in Eukaryota, Viridiplantae, Streptophyta, Magnoliopsida, Sapindales, Anacardiaceae.